CAUAAAGUAUCUAAUCGUUAAUAAGAACAUCGGAACUAAUUUUCUUACGGCGGAGUAUCUUUGAAUUGGAUACCAAAAUCAUAGUGCGCAAGAUUGUGGGAUUUGUGACAUACAUGUCCAAUUCCAUCACAAGCUAAAGGAUGAACCUUCUUGUAUCUAUAUCGAGUGCUCUGGACGUGUUCCUCACGAUUCCUCUGGCCCGGUUGAUACAAACUGCAUUGGCCUUGUUUGGGACCCUGAAUUUGAAUGCAUCGGAUUUCCCGCCGGAUUACUCUUCUAAAGUUUCAGAUGGGGAACAUGCCGACUUCAUUAUAGUAGGCGCUGGUUCGGCGGGCUGCGUGCUGGCCAACAGACUGACUGAGAUCGGCAACUGGACGGUCAUACUAGUGGAGGCAGGCGACUAUCCUUCCAUUGAAUCUAUGGUACCUGGAAUGUUUCCACUUGUAGAGUACUCUUACGAAGACUGGAACUACUCUACCGUCGACGAUGGGUACUCGAGUCAAGCACAUAAAUCCAAGAAUAUUCACAUGACUAAAGGCAAAAUGCUCGGAGGAUCCAGCGGUGCUAACUACAUGUUUUACGUUAGAGGUAAUAAGAGAGACUACGACGAAUGGGAAGAAAAUGGAUUAGAGGGAUGGUCUUGGGACUCUGUCCUGCCAUACUUUAUAAAGAGCGAGCGUCUACGUUCAGAUGAAAUAUUGUCAAGCUCUUCAGCUGAUCUGCACGGCACAAAUGGAUAUCUAGGCGUAACCCGGCCGACCUGGCAAGGAAGAGUAGAAAAUGAUUUGGCAGCGUUCAAGGAGAAUGGACAUGAAAUUCUAGUUGAUACUAAUGGAUACGAACAGUUAGGAUAUUCCUUACCUACUUACACCGUCGACAAUAAGAUUCGACAGAGCACGUCGGUUGCAUUCCUCAGGCCUAUAAAAGACCGAAAAAAUCUGCGAGUUUUGACGAAAACUUAUUGCAGAAAGAUUCUAUUUGAUAAAAACAUGCGAGCCAUCGGUGUAGAGAUAAAGCUUCCAAAUGGGAAUAUUGAAAAUCUAAUGGCUGAUAAAGAAGUAAUACUUUCUGGCGGAGCUUUCAAUAGUCCACAAUUAUUGAUGUUAUCUGGCGUUGGACCCAAAAAACAUUUGGAAGAAAUAGGCAUACAAGUUUUAGUCGAUUCUCCAAAUGUAGGUCAAAAUCUUCAGGACCACCCUACGGUCCCAAUAAUUAUAAAUAAAGGGAAGAGUGAUUCAAAUUUGCUUGAUAAUGUAGAGUUACUAAAAAAUUUGGAUAAAUUUCCUAUCCCCACGUUUAUGGGUCUUGUUGCUUUAAACAAAUCGCAAACUAUUCCUGAUUAUCAAACUUUCUCCUUCCCUAUAGGUGCCGGUUCUAUCAUACCUGCAGUCAUGUGUAGCUAUAUAUUUAGAUAUGAUGAUGAUAUCUGUCGUCAAAUGGUCACUAUCGGGAAGACAAAUCAAAUACUUUUCACAGGUGUCACUCUCCUUCAUCCUAAUUCCACAGGAAGGAUUUAUCUGAACAGCAAAGAUCCGGAGGAGAAAGCGCUUGUAUAUAGCGGCUAUUACUCGAACCCAAAUGAUUUAGAUAAACAUGCGUACAGUGUGGAAGACUUCUUAACUGUUUUAAAUACUACAUAUAUGAGAAAACUUAAUGCAACCGUUUUUGGUUCGAUAAGUCAAUGUAAAGGUUUAACAAUGAACACUCAUGAGUUUUGGAAAUGCUACGUAUUGAACAUGGUUUCCUCUCUGUGGCAUUCUGCAGGGACGUGUGCCAUGGGGCCUGAGGGAGAAGGUGUAGUUGAUGCUUCGUUCCUAGUUUACGGUACCAAAGCCCUUCGAGUGAUAGAUGGGAGUGCGAUGCCGAAGAUAGUUAGCGGAAACAUAAACGCGCCAAUUAUCAUGAUGGCUGAGAAGGGCGCAGAUGAGAUUAAAAAGGCUCAUGGAAUUCGUAUUUAAGUAGUAAUUAAUUUAUUUUCGGGGUAUCGGUUUUGUGUCAAAUAUUUGUUUUGUUCCAUAACAAGUUUAGCAUUCGUAUUCAAUUUUAUUUGUUAACAUACAAAAUCUGUAACUAAUUUCUGAUAUAUUUUGUGCGAGAUAGUGUAAUAAAAAUGUAGUAUUUAGAUUUAUGGUUUGAUUAUAAAAAUAUCUUAAAAUGUAUUUAAGCCAAAAAUUCAAUAUAAUAUUGACUUCUACUAUCGAGCCGAUCUAUUUGUCUAACGAAUAUAAUGUUUAUGCUGAAU
Messenger RNA from Manduca sexta (tobacco hornworm), 2242 nucleotides. RefSeq names its product glucose dehydrogenase [FAD, quinone]-like. Bases 141 to 1958 code for a protein of 605 amino acids. The transcript has 4 exons. NCBI's taxonomy places the organism in Eukaryota, Metazoa, Arthropoda, Insecta, Lepidoptera, Sphingidae. Gene Ontology annotation, molecular function: oxidoreductase activity, acting on CH-OH group of donors; flavin adenine dinucleotide binding. The record is from RefSeq and is a predicted model, not a curated record.